AAUAUUAGAUUAAAUAUUCGUGAUUCUUAUUACAUUUAUUUCAAUUAUUUCUUUCCUAAUGUAAACAAAAAUUAAGGAAAGGGAUUACCCUUUGCAUGUUUAACAGCUGUUUAAACUCAAUCGACGAAAGGCUUAUAUCUCGGUUAUUGCAUUUUCAGAAUUUCUUGUAUUACUUUGUUUAGUUCCGGAGCGGUAAUAACUCUUACUGCAUCUUUUGAUUAAGCAUAACAGUAAACUUUUAGUUUAAAUUAAAUUAUUACUGGACACUUGUUUAAUUUAAUGCUUUGGACUUGAUGCUAUGGAAGAUAAAUAUUCAUUAGGAAAUUGAAAUGAUGCUUAAUUGACAAAUAUUGACUGCGAUGCUCAAAAGAAAAAAAACAUCAGACGAACUUCAUGCGAGCGAAGAAUUCUUAAUAUCGGAGAAUAUACAAACGCCAUUUCAGAAUAAAAAUGAUACUAGCGAGUUGAAAAUCGAUUGUUGGAGACCCUUUUUGGGAACUUUUUAUACAUUUAUGACCAGCCUAACUAUUCUAUUUUCAAAUGUAUUAGUAAAGAAACUGACAUACAUUGACACAGGGCAGCUCUCAUUGGUUAGAAAUAUUUGUGUGCUAAUUGGCAAUCUUCCGAUAGCUAUUUAUUGUACAGAGAACAUUUUUGGUCCGAAAGAGUACAUUUGGUUGCUGAUUGCAAGAGGCAUUUUUGGAUCAACUGGUUUGUAUCUUAACCUGUUGUCUUACAGGUUUUUACCAUUCACAGAAUCUUCAAUAAUACUGUCCACACUUCCCGCACUUGUCACGGUGGCUGCUCGAUUACAUCUUAAAGAACCAUGUGGCUCUGCUCAAACGGUGUCCAUAAUAUUAAUAUUUCUUGGUGUCCUUGUGUCUAUUCGAUUACCAGAAGUACUACAAACUCGGUCAAGCACUAACUUUGAUAGUCAUUACGUCUUUGGCCUAAGCUGUGCUGUGGGCUGUGUACUACUUUUAGCAUUCAUAACGAUAUCAAUCCGAAAGCUGCGAAACAUACACUUCUCGAUAGUUUUGAUUUACUUUGGUUUUCUAGGAACCAUUGAAAACACUGUGAUAACAUAUUUUACGGCUAAGUUUGAGUUACCAUAUUGUGAAGGCCCUGAUAGAAUGGAAGUAUUGCUUGUUGGUAUUUUUGGGUUUAUGGGUCACUGCUUUCUCACAUUAGCACUUCAAAAUGAGACUGCUGGUGUUGUUAGCUCAAUGAAAGCAGCUUUUGACAUAGUUAUUUCUAUCAUAUUUGAAUUUGUAUUUUUUAAUUCCAUUCCCGACUAUUAUACUCUUGGAAGUAGUCUUUUGGUGACAAUAGCUAUUGUCACACUGGGUGUUUGGAAAUGGUUGCAAACUGGACAAGAAAAUUCUACUUAAAAGACACUAACUUGACACUACUUAAAAAAUGUGUUCAAGUGAGUUUCGAUUAGCCGGUAUUACUUUAUCCGGGAAAGCUAAGACACUUACUCUAUAAGAGGCAGUUUUGUAAUUCAGUUCUUCUCUACACUAUAUGCACUUUAAACACUUUCGCAUUGCAGCCUAUAGAGUUACAAGAGCAUAAUUUUCCUUAUCAUCUGAUCUCUAAUUUUUAGAAUCUCUCUUUUAGUUCUAUCUCUAAUCUAGAAUCUCUAUUAUCUCUACUAUCUACAUCUAGAAUCUCUAAUUUUUAUAAUUUUUAGAAUCUCUCCUUUCUCCAAUGUCAAAAUAUGAGCUUACUUCAUAAAAAUUCAAGGUAUUCUCGCUACAGCCUACUGCGAGCUAUGGGGAAAUGGAGGUUAAAGCUUUUCAAUUUCAAGACCAACCGCUUGAUUGUAGUAAUGCCGUUAGAACUACUCACGGGCUACCUUUACUUUUCAGACAAGCUGGUACCAAUCUAUCUGAAAUUGGGCUUCAAGCCGCUACUGAUAAUCAAACCACAGUUCUGAGCUUACUACAUAGUAUCACCAAAAUUCUCUCCCCAUUUGACUAAAUGGCUGACAGAACUGCUUUUUAUUCCCACUGACUCAAUAGAGGACAAUGGCACUAUCUAAUCAAGAUCUAAUCAACAUUAACAGUGCUGAAAUGAUGGUAAAAUUUACUCCGAAGUAAAAAGUUUGCGUUGCCUGAACUUUCACCUGCAUUGCUUCAACAACUCGGCGAAGAGCAGUGCUUAGGGAUGGCGAACUGCACGAUAGCCCAGACAAAGAUUGAAGAAGAUUAAUUAAAUUCGUUAAUUAAUUCAAGUUCAUUAAAUUUUAAAAUUAUAAGAA
Messenger RNA from Parasteatoda tepidariorum (common house spider), 2263 nucleotides. Its product is annotated as solute carrier family 35 member G1. NCBI's taxonomy places the organism in Eukaryota, Metazoa, Arthropoda, Arachnida, Araneae, Theridiidae. The record is from RefSeq and is a predicted model, not a curated record. Gene Ontology annotation, cellular component: membrane.